Dichotomopilus funicola is the source of this 888-nucleotide messenger RNA. Its product is annotated as kinase-like domain-containing protein. NCBI's taxonomy places the organism in Eukaryota, Fungi, Ascomycota, Sordariomycetes, Sordariales, Chaetomiaceae. The record is from RefSeq and is a predicted model, not a curated record. Gene Ontology annotation, biological process: protein phosphorylation. Gene Ontology annotation, molecular function: ATP binding; protein serine/threonine kinase activity. The transcript has 2 exons. Bases 1 to 888 code for a protein of 295 amino acids.
AUGGGUCGCGUUUGCGCCGCUUGCCAGCGCGACCUUCCACUGACCUCCUACACUGCCAACCAGCGGUCCAAAGGACCGGGGGAGUCGCGAUGUGUCGGUUGCGUUCAUGGCCAUCGCUCUGACGCUCCGUUUGCCCAACAGUCCAAUGGUGGUCGGUACAACAACGCUACCAGAGCUACGAUUUCCGACUCAGAGCUCGGCGACCCUUUCGCGUCGGGUGCUUUUCGUUGGGUUGGCCAGGGGGUUUACACCACUGGCCCACGAUCCGGUCAGGCCUGUGUUAUGAAAUGGUUUAAGACGGGGGCUGUCUUCGAAAAGGAAUAUUUCACUCUGGACAUCAAGGCAGUUGACAGAGCGCUGGAGCUUGUGAACCGCUUUAAUGAGCUGAACAUUGUCAACAAGACUAUCAAGAUUAACGUGCCCACCGUGUGGACGUUUGAAGAGGGGAGUUCCUGGGCCGGCCAGAAAAUUUUGGUCGAGCCCUUCAUCCAGAACUACCAAAAGUUCAACAGCAACACCGGCUGGAACGACGAUUCUGGAGCGUGGCCACAAGUCAUGCAGGCUCUCAGCCACUUCAGCUACCACGCCUCAGGCGGAAGUGAAGUCCUUUGCGACCUGCAAGGCGGCAUCUACCGGCAUGAACUCAUCUUAUCGGAUCCGGUGAUCCUUUCACGGGCGGGCGACUAUGGGGUCACCGAUCUCGGCUCCAGGGGCAUCAGUUCCUUCUUCAGCCAGCACACUUGCAAUGACUUUUGCCACCCCAACUGGACGAAACCCGCCAAUCCGCUGCGGCACUUCCGACCGGUCCCCGGGACAACCAUGAUUCGUCGCACUGUGCCAACUGCCAUGUCCCGGGCUGCUAACACUCGUGGGUUUGAAUAUUUCUAA